AAUCCAGUCCCUUUUUGCCUUAGAUUUCAACCAACAACAAACAAACUGUUUUGCCUUUGUUCUAUCUAACUUCAAACAGAUUUUCUGAAUCCAGAAUCUAAGUAUGGGUCGUUUAUGGACUUUGCUUUCAAACCUUCAUUCAUUAGCCGGGCCUCUGGUGAUGUUGCUGUAUCCCUUAUAUGCAUCGGUGAUAGCAAUAGAAAGUCCAGGCAAGGAUGAUGAUGAACAGUGGCUCGCUUAUUGGAUUUUGUAUUCAUUGCUGACUUUAACAGAGAUGGUGUUUCAAUCAGUCUUGGAGUGGAUACCAAUUUGGUACUCGGUGAAGCUGGUGUUGAUGGCAUGGCUGGUGUUACCACAGUUCAGGGGGGCGGCUUUCAUAUAUGAAAGGUAUGUGAGAGAGCAAAUGAAGAAAUAUGGGAUUUUGAGAGAUCAUCAUCAUCAUCAUAGCGGUUCUCCAGAUGGAAAGGGCAAGAAGAAGUUUGUUCAGUUCAUAGUCCCCAAGAAAGGGGAGCAGGAAGCUUACUGAGGAAAAGGGUGGAUCAUGUGUUCUUUGCUUGCUUCACACUUGAGCUUUUCCUGGGUGGUUGUAAAUGCUUACCCUUUUUACAAGUUUAUGGGUUUCAGAUCUUUGAGUGCAUGUAAUGAUUAGGAACGAAUAUUUUAUGAAAAAAGCUUAUUGUUCAAGUCUCAAAA
Gossypium arboreum is the source of this 693-nucleotide messenger RNA. Its product is annotated as HVA22-like protein e. The record is from RefSeq and is a predicted model, not a curated record. Bases 104 to 526 code for a protein of 140 amino acids. Lineage: Eukaryota; Viridiplantae; Streptophyta; Magnoliopsida; Malvales; Malvaceae. The transcript has 5 exons.